Zerene cesonia (dogface butterfly) is the source of this 653-nucleotide messenger RNA. Its product is annotated as cuticle protein 21-like. The record is from RefSeq and is a predicted model, not a curated record. Gene Ontology annotation, cellular component: extracellular matrix. The transcript is spliced from 2 exons. The coding region runs from base 27 to 578 and encodes 183 amino acids. NCBI's taxonomy places the organism in Eukaryota, Metazoa, Arthropoda, Insecta, Lepidoptera, Pieridae.
AUCAGAUAAACAACUUAUCAGCAAACAUGGCAGCCAGAUUCGUUUCCUUCUUCUGCAUCAUCGCGGCUGCCGCUGCUUUGCCCGUAGUGCCCCUCGCUAAAGUGGCCUACGCUGAGCCCGAAGCGCCCGCCCACUACGAGUAUCAAUACUCCGUGCACGACGGCCAGAGCGGUGACGUUAAAGAGCAGCAAGAAGCCCGUGCUGGCGAUGCUGUCCACGGAUCCUACUCUCUGGUUCAGCCCGAUGGUGUCCACCGCAUCGUAGAGUACACCGCGGACAAGGAACACGGAUUUAACGCGAUCGUCCGUUAUGAAGGCACCCCCAUUCCCGCGCCAGCUCCCGCCAAGGUCGCCUACGCCGCCCCCGUCGCCAAGGUCGCAUAUGCCGCCCCCGUCGCCAAGGUCGCAUAUGCUGCACCAGUUGCCAAGGUAGCAUACUCUGCUCCCGUCUCCUACUCUGCCCCAGUCUCCUACUCUGCUUCUUUGUCCUACGCUGCUCCAGUCGCCAAGGUCGCCACUUACGCAGCACCUCUUGGCCACGUUACCUUCUCUUCCCCCGCCGUGUCAUACCACCACUAGAAUGAAUGUUGUUAUGUAUAUGUUAUCUAAACUAUUUUGUUAACUAUUUAUUACAACUACAUUAGCAAUCCUAUA